Messenger RNA from Meloidogyne enterolobii, 2370 nucleotides. The record is from the annotation of a GenBank genome assembly. Lineage: Eukaryota; Metazoa; Nematoda; Chromadorea; Rhabditida; Meloidogynidae.
AUGCAAUAUUUGCACCAGGAAGCUGUUUCUGGAGGAGGAGGACAACAUUUAUUUGCCCCAAAAGAAUGGGAAUUGUUUACUGGUGUUUCACAAUUACCUUCUGAAAAUGUAGGAGAAAAUAAUAGUCAUUUAUCCCAAAUUGGAUGGCUGUCAGAUUAUCGUGAUAAGAAACAAGCAAUUGAACUUAUUCGAACACAUUUGCCUUCUCUUUUUCAGCAAAUGCAGAUUAAUGACCAACAGGCUUGGGCUGGUUUUAUGAAAUCAACUGAAUGUGAAAAUGCAUAUCCUCCUAGUAUUAAUUCGCGUCUUAGUGAUUUUCAGAGAGUUUUGAUUAUCCAGGCUCUCCGCCCAGACCGUCUCCAUGCAGGAAUAAAUCGUUUUGCAUCAAAAGUUCUUGGAAUAGAAUCUCUAAGUUCGCAACAUUUGGAUUUACUUGCUCUACAUAAAGAAGAACCUCCAUCUCGUCCAAUUCUUUUGUUAGUUUCCCCAGGCUCUUCUGCUGAUCCUAGUGCUGAAUUAAUUGAAUGUGCUAAACAACAACAAAGAAAAUUUCAUCAAAUGGCUUUUGGCCAACCUGGGACGGAAUCUAUUGUUUUACAAAUGCUUAGACAAUGUUUUAAGGAUGGGGAUUGGAUUUGUUUAAGCAAUGCACAUUUAUCUACGCCUUCAUUACUUGGGAAAUUAUUAGUAGAAAUCUCGUCAACAAUUGGCCAGUCAAAUCCAAGUAAAGGUGAAUUUCGCCUUUGGCUUACAGCCGAACCCGAAGAACAAUUGCCUGGAGUAUUUCUACAAACUUGUGUAAAAAUUACAUAUGAGACACCCCCCGGCAUUAAACAAAAUUUGGAACAAAAUUAUUUUGGCCAAGAAAUGGAAAUUGCACCGAAAAGUUUAUCUCAUCUAAAGGCCAAUUUUCUUUUGCAUUGGCUACAUGCUGUUAUACAGGAAAGAAGAAAUUUUAUUCCACAAGCGUGGUUAAGAUUUUAUGAAUUUUCUGGUGCUGAUUUGCGUGUAGCUAAAAAUUCAUUGGAUACACUUUUUGCAAAAAAUACAUCAAAUUCAGACCCUCUUAUUUACUGGGAACGAUUUCGUGGACUUAUGUCCAAUGCUCUAUAUGGAGGAAGAAUUGAGGCUGAAUUAGAUAAUCGAAUAUUAUCGGCUUUUCUUUUAGACUUGUUUAAUCCUUCAAUAAUUGAAGGGAAAGAUGGGAAUGUUGAAUUGGCAAAUGGAUUGAAAAUGCCUAAUUUUGGGAGACAUUCGGAAUAUAUUCAUUGGGUAGAAACAACACUUCCUGUUGUUGACAGAGCCGAAUUGUUAUACCUUCCAAGAAAUAUUAUGCUUUCCUGGGAUUUGUCCCAAAGCACUAAUGUUAUUUCCAAACUUCGACUUCUUUUUACUUCUAAAGAAACUUUUCAACGUUUACAAACAACUUCAAGUGGUGGCCCUGCUGCUAUUGCUUCUAGACAACAAUUGGCAGACGCUCUUAACCCAUUGUUGGGAUUGUGGAAAAGAUUGAAUCAACAAAAUCCUGGCCUCUUACAUGCAGCUGCUGAACAGAAGAAUCAGAGACCAAUAUCGGCAGGACAGGAGCUAAAAGAAACAUCACCAUCAUUUGGACGACGUACAGGCGAUGAUCCUCUUGCCGAAAUUUUACAUUUAGAGCUUGUAUUUGCUCUCAAAUUGAUGCAAUUUAUACAUACUUCUUUAUCUGCUUUAAGUCGAGCUAUCAAAGGCACUCAACUACCAGAAAAGCGAAUAGUAGAAAUGGCAAAGGAAUUGAUGCAUUUUGAAGUUCCUUCUGCCUGGGAUGCCCUUUGGAGUGGUCCACCCGUUCCCAGUCAAUAUUUGGAAAUUCUUAUUUCUAAAGCAAAAAGUACACAGUUAAUGCUUUCUUCAGCACGGUCAAAUCAACUUCUUGGUUCUCGAGUUAAUUUGGCUCAUCUUCUCAGACCUGGCACUUUGUUAAAUGCUUUUAGACAAUAUUCAGCAAGAAAAUUAAAUGUUAGUAUGGAUGAAUUAAUUUUAUCAACAAUCUGGCAAAAUGAUCAAAAUAGUAUCUCACAACCAAACGAUAUUCCAACUUUAACACUUUCGAAUUUACGCGUACAGGGUGCAAUAUUUGAUGGAAAGGAGCUUAAAUCAGUUACUGCAAAUACUCCUUCAUUCACUGAGGCACCCGCUUUGAAAAUUUUUUGGAGAAAAGAGGAAAUAGGGGAGCAAACACAAUUUAAAGACAAACAACAAUUAUCGUUGCCAUUAUUUUCUGACCUAGAUCGACGUGAAAUGAUAUUUCAAGUGGGCGUUACAUGUCCAAUAUCUUUACAAAGUUCUUGGAUUUUGGCAGGAGUUGCUUUUUUCUUAAGCCAAAAUUAA